UCGGCUUUUAAUCUGUCCAACCUCGUCACCAUUCUCUCUUUCUCCACCAUGGCAGCUCGCGGAACCUCACGGAUUUUCACGCGCCGACUACUGAUCGCUGCGGCCGUUGCGCUGGUUGCUUGCAGCUCCAUCACGUCGGCUGCGAAAUGCACCAUAAAGAAGCGGCCAACCACGUACGCUCCAUCAGCCACAACUGCGCCGGGCGUCUCGUUCGACUUCCCUGACACCGACACGCCAACAGUGACGGACUCGCCCGAGCAGCAAACGCCGGACUCCCCUGUCCAAACGACAACAGACGCCCCGGAAAACCCCACGACGGGGUCUUCGGAGGAGUCGAGCAAUGGCGGCACCACUGGUUCGAUGCCGAAGGCUCAAGACUCGACCGAGGGCUCAAGUGGCGAAACAACCGGCUCGCUCCCGACGCAAGCCUCCACGGAGGGGUCCAUCGCCCAAGCCCCGUCGACGGGCAACUCCAGCGGCGCCCACGCCACCUUUGGCGACGUCACGUCCGGCAGUGGCAAGUGCGUCGUUGGCAACCCGAACGCCUACAUCUCGACCAAGGACGUGGACUGGGUCUGGACGCAGCGCAUGAGCAAGUACGUGCCGGAGUUCAAGAACUACAUCUUCGACCAGCUCGUGACCAACAAGGGCAAGCUGUCGUACUGCGUCCGCUGGGACAGCACGAACAAGCUGUCCAAGUCGGUGGCGUCCAAGUUCGAGGCCAUGCUAAACCGGCAGUUCAAGGCCUGGAACGAGUGGCUCAUCGGAUACGACUGCUGGCCGUUCGAGCAGAUUGACGUGAAGAUCGUGGGCUGGGCGACGCGCGAUGCCUCGCUCUUCGACUGGAGCGACGACUCGCUCGGCACCAUCUACUCGAGCGAGAAGGACGCGGACGGCGUGCCGCAGUGCCCCGAGGCCUGCUACAAGCACAAGGACUUCGCUGCCAGCGCCGACACGAGCGGCUGCAAGGGCAAGCCGUUCGACAUGUCGCUGUGGCCUACGCUGGGCCAGGGUGGCGGCGCCGGUGGCGACUGGGGGCAGCGCGUGGACGCGGAGAACAUGUUGGCGAGCCUGGACCAGGAGCAGUUGACGAUCGUGGCGCACGAAAUCGGCCAUGGCUUCGGCCUCCCCGACUUCUACGAGACGACAGACCAGCCGAACGAGGACUUCCCGGUCUGCGUCAUGAAGGCCGGCUCUUCGCGGACGGUCACCCCAGGCGAUGGCUGGAUGCUGAGGCGUGUGCUGGAGCACAUCAAGUCCCGCUACAAAUUCUAG
Molecule: messenger RNA, 1275 nt
Organism: Phytophthora sojae
Lineage: Eukaryota; Oomycota; Peronosporomycetes; Peronosporales; Peronosporaceae
Product: neutral zinc metallopeptidase
Exons: 1
Source: RefSeq, a predicted model, not a curated record